Molecule: messenger RNA, 18030 nt
Organism: Spirometra erinaceieuropaei
Lineage: Eukaryota; Metazoa; Platyhelminthes; Cestoda; Diphyllobothriidea; Diphyllobothriidae
Source: the annotation of a GenBank genome assembly
AUGCUCACAGGACCUCUGGAGUAUGUGCCGCCGACGGAGGUGGAAGUAGUCGUCGUCAGAAAAGCUAUACCCCUCGACGAGAAUGAGGGCAUUUACGUGCGCGAGAAGCGCUCUGGUCAAGUGCGGGCGGUCAUUGGUUCCUCCUACAUGCUGAAUCAGGACGAGGAACUCUGGCCCAAGAAACUUUCCCCCGCAGUAGAGCAGAUAUUAAGAGCCAACAAGGAUCCUCUGGGUGAAAGGGCUGACUAUCGAAAAAGAGGCGACGAUGGAGAAGACGCCUGGGACCCUACCAGGGUAUGCGUGUGCCCGUACUCAGCUUUCAUUUGUUAAUUUUUCCCCUUAAUAUGCAGACCGUAUUUGUGUUCAAACGAUUUAAUGGACACCGUAUAGAACAAACACCUGUCUGUCAAGGACGAUAGUUCUCUAUUAUAUGGUCAUAUAUAAAAGAAUUUUGCAAGAAAAGGCGAUCUCAUAAACCAUAGUUUUAUUGUCUUGACGUCUCAGAAGUAGACAAGCUUUCAUCUUCGGAAGUAAGCGUAUUAUUGUGCCUCAAAGUAUUUGUAGGUGAUGACAGUCAUGUUAAAACGAGUUUACCUAAACAGUCAGGACGACAGGGGGAAGGGGUGGGUAGAAACUCCUUGAGCGUCUUAUGGUGGGAUGAGGGGAUGAUACACUAACGAGGACGUUGGCAGACGGGGGAAAAGGGAAAGAGGGUGACGGACUGUCCUCAAUCUACUUCCCCCUCGUCGGAGGCCGGCGUUGAGACGUUGGCAACCGUCGUUCGUACCCUCAUUAAAUUUAGAUGUCCUCCUAGGCUGGCAGUCUUGUUUUCGUUGCUACGACUAUCCGCUUUCUCGUCUGCCGGAUUAGUGGAUGGUACGGCUUUAAUAGUGACUGCCCAUUUGUCAGAUCAGUGUUGUGGUGCGUCCACGUGCUGUCCGCCGUGGACUCGCUCAUGCUUGAAUUAAUGUUUGGUCUAGUUUUGCGUUUGCUCUUUUAUUCAUCGGGCUGCACCCAGAGUGCUUAGUAGGCCGCAGGAAGCGCCGCACAACGGUCGAUAGAGGUUGUCCCCUUGUACCAGGCCUCGAUUUUUUCCCUAGCUACGCGGUCGUUUCCUUGAUCCAGACUUUCGGUAUUCUGGAAGGCGAAGAGUUAAAGUUCACGUAAUGCUUUUCUAACUGACCCUUUUAAAGAAUAACAAAUGUACCAUCUACGUAGCACAGCCGAAAUUUCGAGUUAACUGUGGGUUGAGUUAUAGCCUCCUAUUUUUGCAAAAGCUUGAUGUUGGCAAACGCAUGGGUACGCCGUUUUAUUGUCAAUAAUAUUGGUCCAGGAGUUCAAGUAGGGCUUCCGCAGGUACAUCAGUAGUGUAGGCCGGCGGGAGUUCAUCAGUGUGCCUUUUGACUAUCUCCAGAGGAGUAGUCGUGAAUAGAAAAAUAUCUUUAGAUGCUGCCACUCUCUCGUUGUCUGCAACUUUCAAGUUUUUCAUAUUACACAGACAAUCCACCGAGUCUUGAAUAGGGGCUUCAGAGUUCAUAAAAGGGACGGAGUUUGAUAUCCUGACGUUUGGUGCGCCAUUUGACGUAUAUUUUGACAAUCGAUGGUUCAUCCUGUUCCAAGUAAUUGGAAAGAACUCUCCUGCUUUUCCAGGAUCGUUUUUACUGCUGAUUUUUUUUAUAUGCGACACUCUGGAACUUGUUAGGUUGCCAUAUGCGUUCUGCCAGGAUGAAAAUUGUGGGGUUACAUACGGCAGUUCUCAUUAUCCCAUGAAUGAAACUACAGAUGCUCUCACGUAUAAGCACUUUGCUUUCGUACGUACAGGUUGUAUCCUAUCGCGUGCCGCACAACGCCGCCGUCCAGAUCUACGACUACAAGGGCAAAAAGUCGCGUGUUGUAUUUGGUCCCGAACGAGUCCUGCUUGGACCGGACGAAGAGUUCACUCUCCUGAGCCUCAGCGGCGGCAAGCCGAAACGCACCAACAUGAUUAAGACCAUCUGUCUGUUGCUGGGUCCUGAUUUCUGCACUGAUGUUCUAGUUGUGGAGACCGCUGACCACGCACGUCUCUCAAUCCAACUCUCCUACAACUGGCAAUUUGAAAUCCCGGCUAACCCGACGCAGGAGGAUGCAACGAAACUGUUUUCUCAACCCGACUUUGUAGGCGAUUUCUGCAAGGCCAUUGCAGCUCGCGUGCGUGGCAUUGUGGCUUCAGUCAAUUUUGAUAGGUUUCACAAGGUGCGUUUGAUCUACUCCCUCUUUAGAUAUGUCUGGCAACCGCGAUGACUCGGGGAUGUUGAUAACGACUGACUUCACCACAAUUUACUUUGGCUUUUAGAAUUCGGCCUCUCUGAUCAGACAGUCUGUUUUUGGCAUCGAUGCCGAGGAGAAUAUUGGAGACCGGCUUGUAUUUCCACAGAAUAACCUCGUGGUGACUAGCGUGGACGUGCAGGCCGUUGAGCCGGUAGAUCAGCGCACACGGGAUGCGCUGCAGAAGUCUGUUCAGUUGGCAAUUGAGAUCACGAGUAAUUCUCAGGAGGCCGCCGCCAGGUAAAUUGUUGCACAUCAGUUUUUUCUUCUGUUUGUCUGUACCAUCCUAACUAUUUUGGUUCCAGACAGUGCGGUUUUACAGUCGUUGAUUUUCUUGACAGUCACUUUCCGAGCACGGCGGUAGUCACAGUACUGCGUUUCCCUGCAAUUCUUUGGAUGUAAUUAUUGGUUACCACGUCAGGUGUUUAAUAAGUAUCCACAAUCUGGCCUUCUUUAGCCAGCUUACCAAGGAUGGUUUCUUAGUAUGCUGUCUAAAAAGCCUUACUUGAGGACAUUCAUCCCCCUCGCCCCAGAAAAUGAGAUCUUAAUCGACGCCACCAUGGCCUUGUGACAUAUAAAGGCCGUGUUAAUUGCGGACGUCCUGGUAUGAAUAUCAGUCGUUGUAAAGACUGGAGGGCGACCUUAUGACAGGCCGAAUGGACCCCGGCUACUUGGCGUUGUGCUGAGAAAAAGCGAAAGGUGCAGGCACCAAUCGACGGCGGUACACACUGGCGUAGUUCAGCUGACCUUUCAGAUGUGGUUAGCUAGGCAGCCAAACAUGAUAUCCGAGAAGAAGGUCGUUAUCUGCACGUCUGGCCGUUCUGUUGCAUGCCCUGCCAAGGUCGUCUGUUGUCAAGCUUUUCUUUCACACAAUAUGGCACACAUACCUAUGGUGAUUUUUAGACCAAAUCCUAAAGCUUGCGUAAUUUUCAAUGUCGAACCGAUACUUUGAAAACGGUCUCACCUAGUGAAUGAUUGUGGUGCGAAGCGAAGACUGAACUUGGAGUUUCCUAACUCCCAAGUACCUACAAUGACGUUAAGUCUAGUAAGCCGUCGUCAUUCUUGACUCUUAGCUGCUGUGUAGAAGUUGACCGAUUUACCGGUCACAUGUACAGAUCUUUUGACCCUGUGUGCUGUGCUUUGCGAACGAUCUUCCCAUAUGGGCGUUUUACCGGCUAAUUUUGGUCGCAAUUCAUUCCGUGCGCAUUUGACUCCCUUACGUUUUUUCACCUUCAUCACUAGUGCCCCUACCUUUUUUCUCUCUUUCGUACUGUUUCCCCAUACACCCGUGAUUAGUCUUUUGUUACUUUCGGGCCGAUCUGUACGUUGAUCCUUCUGUCCUGUUUACUGUUCAGACAGGAGGCCGAACGACUGAACCAGGAAGCCCGCGGCAAACUAGAACGUGAACGAAUUGAGGACGAGGCAAAGGCUGAGGAGGCCCGCCGUCAUCUGGUGGAGCUCCAAGUGCAGUCGGCCACUCUAGAGAGCACCGGUCAGGCCAAGGCAGAAGCUCAGAGUCGCGUGGAGGCUGCUCUCAUCAGCAGUCAGGCUGAAGUCGAGAAAGCCAGGCUAGAGACUGAGGCGGAGGAAAUAAAAGCAGUAAGUUGUGUCUGUCCGUCCUCUCUCUCUCUUAGUCACCUUGACCAGUAGAAGCCAUAUCUGGGGAUUGCUAGCUGUCAACUUGAAGAAGUUGACAGUUUUAAACACCUCGGGGCGAGGCUCCUGCUAAAUGGGCAGAAUAAGGAUGAAAUUGUCUCCCGAUUUGAUGCUGCCCGGCGCGUUUCUCAGGUCUUCGAAAAUGCCUUUGGAUCCGACGCGACCUCCCCAUCGCGUGGACCGUGCGUCUGUCCCGUCUGUUUUUCUUGAUGGUUGUGAAUGCUGAGCUGUGUGCGUGGAGAACGUGCGGAAACUGGAGGUAUUUGACCGUCGCUGCUUGAGGACCAUCCUUCGAGUGAAGUACACCGACUUCGUCUCAAAUGAGACAGUCAGCGCUCGCUGCGACAACAUCGCAAAGACCACCCAGACCAUCCAAGAAAGACGUCUGAGGUGGUUUGGGCAUGUUCUUCGUCGUCCAUCUCAGGAGCUCAGUGUUACUGCCUCUCUCCGGCACCGUUACACCAUUGGAGGCGUCGAAGAGGGAGUCAGCUCAAAACCUGCCUCUACACAGUUCGUCAAGACACUGAGGUGGAUCUUGGACCUUCGGUAUUCCGUCUCCGUAGUUGUCGAAGAGAAUGGAUUGAAUUGUCCAGAUCUGCUGCCGCGAAUCGUCACGCGUGGAGUGGUACAGUUCGGGACACCAUCUAGGCCGACUAGAUCAGGCAUGAUCGCAGCCGUACCAAGUACAAGUAAGUUAGUCACCUAAUCACUUUCUACCCCACUCAUGCCGUGUAUGUCUGGUUUUCUUUGUAGGACGCGGAGCUGGAACGUUUGAAGUUGGCCCGUGAAGCGGAGUUGGAUUAUAUACAAAAGAAGAACCAACUAAACCUCGAACGCAAAAAACAAGAUGUGGAGAUCGAAACAGCUUACUUCCUCAAGCGAGUUGAGGCCUUGGGUGCCGAAAACCUUCGUCGCAUUGCCUGCGCCGGACCGGAGCGCGAUGUGCGCAUGUUGCGUGCCCUGAACCUGAAGAGCACCCUCAUUACAGAUGGUCGGUCGCCAGUGAACUUGCUGGAUGCCACAUCAGGCUUGAUAGGACAGGCCAGGAGUGCUAUUCACGUCCGGCAGUCCGAGGACCAGGUUGUUGCGCCAGAGCCUGUGACUGGAGAGGACGACAGUGCCGAUUAGCCCAAAACCUCCACUUGUCCUUUUUAUGUCUUUCAUAAUUUUCCCCCCAGACGUCAUUUUUUCACCAUACAUGUUUUCUAUCAUUCUAAAUGCCUUUCCUCUCUAGAAAUAGAAACAUUGUAGAAUUAUUUUCGUGUUUACCGUCUGCAUAGCCUGAACAUUUGUUAUCCAAAUUCCUACGGGAAACGACCUCAGCAGCAUUAUGCACUAUCACUUUGUGUAUAUAAUUUAUUUCUUUCGUAGCCGACCGUUUAUUUAAGCAGAUUUUAUGGAACGAAAAUAACCUCCAGGUAUACCUCAGGCCUUCUUGGUCUAUUAGGGCGACCGUUCUGCCUAAGUACAGUAGGUGGUAAACUCAUGAAAUUUCAACCGAAAUUCCGAAAUGUGUUUUUGUUUCGAAAAGAUUAAUUAAGGAGGGUUAUAAAACUAGUUAGCCUGCAACAUUAUUAUAUAAUAUUUCAAUUACCUCAGGAUGCCGGCUUUCGAACGAACUUCCUUCCGGCUGCAUGCAGAAAUUACAGUCUUUAAAGAAUGACUAUUUCAAUAGCAUACAUUUUUCGCAUUGAUUUUCGAUGUCCCUAAAUGUCCUGUAUUAUUUUAUGAAAAACAUGCACAAAAAUAUUCAUUCUUCUUCUAAUUCAGUAGAUAACUACGUUUUCUUCUAAUUUUAUACUCGAAGGAAGGAUAUAAUUCGGUUUCAAAGAAGUUUCUAAUUGUGGGACUUUUAAAUACCGUGAAAUGGCCGUUCAUAAGUCAUCAUAUCUCUGUAUUUACCAAUGUAGCUUGUAGAGUAACAAUAUGAAUCACACCCGCUACUUGAGUUUAUGAAUCCUAUAUGGUCUCCCUUUAUUACCGUAGAGAAGUGUGUGCUUUUCCGUACGCGGAAAGUAUACGGCUUGUAGUUUGGAAACCCUGAAUCCAAGUGUGAAGGUAAAGCAGGUUCAGAAUUAUUCUGGAAUUGGAAAACUUUUUCAAAACCGAAUUAUCUCCCUCCUUCGAGCAUAAAAUUAGAAGAAAACGUAUUUCUCUACCGAAUUCUCAGAAGAAUGAAUAUUUUUGUGCAUGUUUUCCACGAAAUAAAAUUUGACAUUUAGGGACAUCGAAAAUCAACAAGAAAAAUACAUGCUACUUCAGUAGUCAUUUUUACACAGUGUAGUUUUUGAAUGUAGCCGGAAGGAAGCUCGUUCGAAAGCCGACAUCCUGAGGUAACUGAAAUAUUUUUGAAUUAUGUUGCAGGCUUAUAAGUUUUACAACCGUACUUAAUUAAUCCUUUCGAAACGAAAAGGCAUUUCGAAUAUUGGUUGACAUUUCAUGAGUUAACCCACCCACUGUAGGUCAAGACUGGUAGAACUGGUACAGCGGCCCAAGCCAUAAUGAGAACUUAGCCACUAUGACCUUUAAGCUCGGUCCCGAAUAGGCAAAGACGGGUUUCAGAAACUUGAAUGAAUAUUUCCCCGGAAUGAAUUUGAAGCAAGCAAGGACAGCAGAAUUUAAUGACACCACAAAAUUUCGCGACCGCUUCUCAACUGCUGCCGGUCGUUGCAUAACAGAAAUAACAAGUGAGAAAGGUACAAAGGUUUGAAUUUCGACAGAGAAAAUCGAUGUAAAACAGCAAGGUCAACGUGUACUGUGCGUAGACUAAUCGAUAAAAUGGUAACUUAAAAAUGCAACAUGGGAAUGAAAAUGGGGAACUAGGCAUGCCGAGGGAUUUCGAAACUCAAAAGGGGCUCGGGUCUACCAGGGCAAGCUGAGGUUGACCACGUGGUCUAACUGUUUACAUAGGUCGGGUUUCUCCCGCCGUAUAUAGGCUGCCUCCAGGUAGCGCAAUAACCGAGUAGUUCGUGCUCGAACUAAUACUCGAAAAGACGUCUUAGGGUCGACCGAAUGGCCACUAUCAAGGAGAUGUUUUGUAAUGGAAGACCGUGGAGUCUUGUUCUCCUGCUUUAGAAGCCAUUUGGGCAGGUGCUCAACUGCUCUGGCUGCCAGUUGCCUUUGCGUUCGCCCAAUGUACUUGCAUCCACAUGUACAUGCACUAUUGAAAGAACUUACAACGCAGCUGAACUCGUCUUCUACAGUUCUACUAUGGCUAUCGAAGUUCAACGGGCGAAGGAUGCCUUGCCAUUGCACGCCACGUCAAAUUGUGUUUACGAAUUUACAUGUACUUGUGGAUGCAAGUACAUUGGGCGAACGCAAAGGCAACUGGCAGCCAGAGCAGUUGAGCACCUGCCCAAAUGGCCUCUAAAGCAGGAGAACAAGACUCCACGGUCUUCCAUUACAAAACAUCUCCUUGAUAGUGGCCAUUCGGUCGACCCUAAGACGUCUUUUCGAGUAUUAGUUCGAGCACGAACUACUCGGUUAUUGCGCUACCUGGAGGCAGCCUAUAUACGGCGGGAGAAACCCGACCUAUGUAAACAGUUAGACCACGUGGUCAACCUCAGCUUGCCCUGGUAGACCCGAGCCCCUUUUGAGUUUCGAAAUCCCUCGGCAUGCCUAGUUCCCCAUUUUCAUUCCCAUGUUGCAUUUUUAAGUUACCAUUUUAUCGAUUAGUCUACGCACAGUACACGUUGACCUUGCUGUUUUACAUCGAUUUUCUCUGUCGAAAUUCAAACCUUUGUACCUUUCUCACUUGUUAUUUCUGUUAUGCAACGACCGGCAGCAGUUGAGAAGCGGUCGCGAAAUUUUGUGGUGUCAUUAAAUUCUGCUGUCCUUGCUUGCUUCAAAGACGGGUUUGUACUCCAGUUUCAAGAAUAGGGUAUUCUGUACAGGAUAAUGGGAGGGGAGUGAUGGAAGAGAGUUAGCAGCUAGACGAGGGUACCUCCGGCGCCGAGGGAGCGCAGUCCCAAGUGCCGGUGAGGAAUGCGUUACAGCGCUCUGCGUGAGAGCAGCUCUGCGCCGGCCUUGAAGAUGAUUGGGCGAGAACCAGACUGUCAGUUGUGCGCACGUGCAAGAGCAGUGGUUGAGGACGUUGGGGUAACAUGGAGCACUGAAGGUAACUCCUGACGUAAAAGAAGCUGAGGAAGGUAGUUCCACGUGCAGCAACCUCAUCAAGCAAAGCGAAAGAAGAUAUAGAGUGCGUGACCGAUCUUAUGAAAUUUUGGCCAAAAUUCUUAAACUUGUUUUCGAUUAGGAAGUAUUACUUAGGUGGGGUUGUAAUAGUGAUAAGCAUGCAGCAUUAUCCUAUAGCAUUUCGGACUCAUGAGGAUGUCGGCUUCUGAAUGCACUUCUUUUUACCUCCUGUAGAAACCACACUGUCUUCAUAUUUAAGGCUCGAAGAAAGUUUAUAUUUAGUUUUUAAAAAAGUUUCUUAUUAUGAGAUUUUAAAGACCGUGCGAUGUCCAUACAUAAAACAUCGUACAUCUCCGUUUACUAAACCUUCUCAUGAAAUUUAUCACACAGUCCGGAUCCACGGCAAAAUUGUAUGAGCCCUAUAUGAUAGCUUCUUAAAGGCAUACAGAAAUGUAUGAUCUUCCUUACGCGGAAAGCAAGCACCUUGUAAACUGAAAUCACUAAACGGUAAUGCAAUGGCAGAUCUGGCAAGAAAUUAUUCGGGAAUUGGAAAACUUGUUUAAAACCUAAGUAUGCAACUUCUUCGGGUAUAAAAUAUGAAGACAGUGUGAUUUUCUACCGAACGAGUAAAAGAAGGCAUAUUUAUGUGCAAGUUUUCUGUGAAAGAUAUUUGAAUUUGCAAAACCAUCGAAAAUCAAUGCGAAGAAUGCAUGCUACUUAAGUAGUCAUUUUUUAAGAUCUUGGUUUCUGCAGAAGGUCAGAAAGGAGUGCAUCCAAAAGCCGACAUUCCCAAGAGUCCGAAAUGCUAUAAGAUUACGCUGCAUGCUAAUCAAUAUUACAGCCACGCCUAAGUGAUCCUUCCUAAUCGAAAACACAUUUCAGAAUUUCGGCCAACAUUUCAUGAGAUUGGUCACGCACUGUAGACAGGCGCAAAUCAUAUACGGGGAAGGAGAGUUGUAUUCAGGAAUAUGAUAAGUGGUACAAGAGAGGGUGAGUUACACCAAGGGGAUAAUCCGUCUGGAUGGACAGGUGACGCCAUAUCUGCCAGACAACCGGUGGAGAUUUCUGCGCUGGGGGCAACUGCGGGGGAGGGCCGUUGGAAAGUGCCGACUUGGAGCUGGAUAAGAAUCAGGUUAACGACGAGAACUGCGGGAAGGGGGUCGGUGGUUAUGCGGGGGCAGGGCGCUGACUAUUUUCAACGACACGCAGUCACUUCAUCUCUACCCUGGGUCCGCGUUAAAAUUUAAUCACAGCCAAACAACUCAGUCCGAUUCGUCGGGCGCUAGAUAAGUUCUUAUGAGAGACAAGGUCUCAGCAGGCACAUCGAGUGGGGCCACUGCAGGGCAGCCUAUUUUGUAGACGGGAACUAAGUUCGGUAGUUGAAAGCGGUAAAAUUUGCGUGUCUAUGUGUCCCCCAUGCACGUCUUGGAUUCGUGCUUAUGGAGGAACCUUGGGAGUUAGCGAGCGUAAGACGUACUGUUCGAGUACUCAGAUCUAGGAAGCGUUGGGUGCUGCGUGGUGGUGGCUGACGCAUCAGGUAUGGAACUGGCAGCGUUAGUGGAGUGACGAAGGGUGCACCAUGCGUCGGCACAGCUUCGUCCCAUUCUCCAUGCUUAACGCCUGAAUGGCUCCAGUAUCUUAAGAAAUUGUUUUUCAGUCUGGACUUGAGAUUGGCUAAGGCAGAUUCUCUUGUAGUUGGGCAACUUUGCGACGCAUCCUCGAUAGGGCCGUUCGGAAAGCGCCCAGCUGGAGGUUUAAUCUCACCAGCGUAACUCUGACUCGGUCGACGAGCAAAAAAGUCAUAAAAUGUUAGGGCUAUGUGUCGUGGGAGGUUAGUGAGGUGUAUGCUUGAAGUACAGUAGAUGUGCUAACUCAAUAAAUGUUAGCCGGAAUUCUGAAAUGCGUUUUCGACUCGAAAAGCUUACUUAAGUAGGGCUGUAAUAUUAAUCGUCGCAAAAUCUAAUCCCAAAAUAAUUCGCCCACCUCAGGAGGCGUACUUUCGAAUGAGCUUUUACUCUUUCGUUUGCAAAAACUACACUGGAAAAAGUGGCUACUUAAGUGGCACAAUUUUUUCAUUGAUUUUCGAUGCCCUUGUAAAUUCAAAUAUUUUUCAUAGAAAAAAAUGCAUAAUAACAUUAAUUUCUACUCAUUCAGUGGGAUAUUACGUGUUCUUCAAACAUUAUGAUUGAAGGAAAGGUAUAAUUUGGUUUUAAAAAACGUUUCCAAUUCCUAAAAAAUUCUGAACCUAACUUACCGUUACACUUGCAUCCUGGGUUCACAAAUUACAAGCUUUAUAUUUUUCGUAAACGUAAAAUCAUACAUUUCUAAUCAACAAUAAACGAGAGCAUAUGGGGUCCAUAAAAGUCUGCAGUGGAUUUGAGAUCUAUUUUAAACUAAACAAGAAACAUUAGUAAGUGCGCAGACGCGAGGUUUUAUGAACGGGCAUGUCACGGUCUCAAAAAAUCUUAUAGUUAAAAACUUUCAAGAACCUAUAACACCUUCUUUUAAGCUUGCGAUUUGAAGGAGACGAAAUUUUCUACCAAAUGAGUAAAAGAAUAAGUAUUUUAUGCAUGUUUUCUGUGAGAUAUAUUUGAAUUUAAAAGGGCACCGAAAAUCAAUAAGAAAAUCACGCUACUUAUGUAGUCAUUUUUAUAGCGCAGGCUUUGCGUGCGACCGAAAAGAAUUUUGUAAAAAAAGCCGGCAUUCUGAAGUACCUGAAGAAUCUUGAAAGGAUGCUUCACGGUUAAUAAUAUGUCAACCCUACUUCAGAGUCGAAACGUAUUUCAGAAUUUCGGUUAACAUUUCAUGAGUUAGCACAUCUACCGUACUUGGAGAAAACAUACUAGUAUGGCAUUCAAAGACAAACGAAUCCUAAUGUCACAAACGAUAUUUUCGUCAUCCACAUUUGACGAGAUUUAGAGGAUAAGGAAGACGGUUGACGGCCGUGAUACCAAGCGAACUAGUAAAUUACCCAAACACUGUAUCAAAAAUUUAAUAAGGACAGCAGGCCUGACAGGGAAAAAGUCCUUACUAACAUCGGAUGAUAUUGUUUACAAAAUUUAGCUUUUUGCACAGAUCAGGUGUCCGCCGUUUAUAAAGAGAACACGGUUGCUUUAUCCUAAAUGUCCCCUGAUGUUCUUUCGCCUCUCAAACAUGCGUAGUAACGUGGCGUUGGCUUUCUGUCAUUGUUGAGGUCCUGAAGGUCAAUAUUUGUGUUAUAAAUGCUUCAAAUAUAACUGUAUUGCAGUUCUCGAAAGAUGACAGUUUCCAUGCCUACAACUUUCUGCCCUACUUAACUGAUGCGCAGCGCCAGUAGACGUCUUGAAAUUUCAAAUUAAUCCAAAUAAAACGUCUCGGCUGAAUGCGUGACGUUUAACUGUAAACUAUUUUACUCGUCGUUGAUCAUUGUAUGGUCUGAUAAUCUGCCUUUGAUCAUUUGUCACAUUUAGUUGUGUUGGUUAAGUUGUCUGGUGCCAUUACGGUGACCACAACACUUGCGUCCCCUUUCUAGUCAGCAUCCCUCACUGUAGGAAAUGGUGUAAGACUCGGUAGAUCAGAGGCGACUGACAUGUCUCCUUAUCUAUUUGAGUCUCAGGGUUUGUGUCGUUGCACCCACGAACUUUCCCCAUCAACCGUCUUCCAGUUGUAAGGGCUGAGACUGGGAACCGGUGCUUUUUGUGUUUAGCAACCUGGAAUAUCGAUUUCUCCUUGCACCUUUAGUUGGUGUCUGUGCGAUGGUCUCCAGACUUUUUGUCUGGUUCGCCAAACCCGUUGCCCACGUAAGGCACAGCGAUUUUGAGUACGCCGAAGGCAGUAAAGUAUGAUUUUUCCAGCAUAAACCCCUCCCCGUAGCAAGUAGGCAGUAGGUUAGAAACUGCCGAACUUUUCUCCAUUUGGAGAAAUUUCUCGCCUGCAAUGUUGUCACCAUUAAAGACUAAAAGUGACACUGGAUAUCUCUUGCCCCCAACAUCUGAUGUGUGACCCGUUAGCCUUCCUAGGAGCUGUCUUGUACAACUGUCGACGUGGAAAAGUACGAACUACAUGAGAUCUCAAAAGCAGAAAUAAAUUGUGCUCCGUGACCUAGUCCGUUUUAUCAGUGUUUGCUGUUAAAGGAUGAACACAGUUAGACCAUUUUUUGCUGCAGACAUAUUUUUAGGAAUGUCCUUACGUUGACUGUACGAUGCUUUCUUAAAUGCAUUAUGUACGAACUUUCCAUGUUGAAGACACUGUUAUAUGGAAAUGAGACCUGGACUGUCUACAGGAAUCAAGCGCGGAAACUCACUUACUUCUACCUCAGCUGCCUCUAGAGAAUCUUAAUGCGUAGUUGGUAGGACCGGAUCACCGACAACGGGCCGGAAUCCUCGGUAUACACGCCGUGAUGAGGCAACUUCAACUGCGACGGAGCGGCCAUCUUGUGAGGAUGGACGACCAACGAUUACCCAAGCGACUCUUUUACGAGGGUACAGUUACGGAUGCGCGUCGAUAAAGAUGUCCAAUAUGACAAUGAAAGCACACUCGGAGUAACUCUUUCAAAAACCACCAAACCAACCUGGAGACCUGGGAGAUCCUCGUUCAGGAUCCCCUGGCCUAGAGAAUGACCGUGCUUAUGGGAAGAUCAUUCUAUGAAACCAAUCGGAUUUCCGUGGUUAAAGCCAGAAGAAUAGCUUAUUGGCUUUAACGCCUCCGAUUCAAAAUGCCAGUACUCCAUGCCUUUCAGCAUACCUGCGAUACCAAUGGACAAUUAGUCCUCCUCGGACACCUCCGGACUCAAUCCAAGAACAGGGCAACAACUUGUCCCAUUGCCUCAACAAAAACUCUGUUGUCACACCUGCACCAAGCUCCAUGGUGACCACAACGACGACCACCCCCGCGCACUCCUGAUGCCCGUUGCCGCCGUCGACCACCGCCAUCCCCAUCAUUCCUGCCACAACCACCGCAACGAUGUCGACGAGGAAUUCCAAAUCUCCCACUCCCGCCACCGAUGAGAAAACUUUCGAUGCCUCGUUGACCACUGUCCUCAUAAUCACUGCCCCACCAGGAAAAAUACGGAACCGACCCCAACCGGUCUUCAUUGCGAUCCCACGUUUACCUAACCCAUGUGCAUGGUCGGUCAUUUGCGAAUUCGCCGCACCAUGCCAUACAAACGGAUGACCGAGUGUCUGGCACACAUUCGACGCAUCUGCCUUCACCGUCCGCACAAAUUCGCCCACCGCACGAACCUAUUCGGCCACAUGCGCAUCCACGGCAGCAAAAUUAAUCGCAAUAUCGACACGCAAGCGCACCUUGCACGUCUGACAACUCUCUCAUCUCCAGCAUUACCAACUUUCCAUCCAACAGCAUAUCCAACACCAGCAGCAGCAUCACCGCAGAAGACUCAACAGCCCACAUUGCCACCGCAUAUGCGCAUCGCGCAUCGGCCUGGUCGAUCAUUUGCGAAAAAAUCGCACAGAGAUAGGCGAACCGGUGCCUGGGGCACCAACAUACACUCGUCGCCACUGUCUCAUUCGUCCGUAUUGCCCUCACAUAUUCAGUGCUUCGCAUUAACCUACUCACAAACACACACGCCUUCAUGAAUAAUGCGCCAAAAUCAUGCUGUACAUGACCUCGUCACCACACACUUCCCCAUCGAAACUUAAAUCGUAAUAAACAUCGCACUAUACGGACAAGAACUAGGCGGCUCCCACGGUCGUGUGUGCGGCACGCUCAGAAGGGCUGCUUUCAGCACUGUCGUGCUACUGCGCCCAAUCAUAGCAACAAUUAGUUGACGAGCUAGGACAAUCGGCUGGUGCACAGGGAAGGGAAGAGCCGAGUGAGGUUGACGGUCUCAACUUUUAUUCCUCAUUAUAACCAAUCUGUCAGGCUUGAAUCUGUCGCGGUACGCCAAAAGGCGUAGUUUGGCACACUGCCAUCUGAAUGCAUAACUUGGAUCUCCCUCAGAGGACACAGAGUCAGGCUGCAGUAGUUCCUUCCUAGUGUGGCCUUUAUGAUAUCUCCGCUCAGUUGGGAUUCGAGUUGGCCUUUAACCCUUCUUGUGAGAAACCCCGGUCAGUUGUACUGAAUGGACGAGACUGUGGGAUGACACGCCUAGGUGCAGUUUUUCGCCGCGCCAGCCAACUGUGCACGAUCCAGCACCCCAUUAUUCCUUGCUCCGUCUUGACCCCGGGCCCAAGUAGAUAUGGGGGAAGAAUGUGGUUGGUGCAACGCAGAUCAACCAUCACUGUAAAUUAAUUCACUCGCAAAUCACCAUUUCUGCGCUCAACUUGCUGUGGGGCGCGCGGUGGACAAAAUCCGAAUCGACGGCCGAACUGUCAUAAAAUUCCUAAUUGCAUAUUUCCUAUAGGACCAGAAGAUGAUUUCGAUAACUGUUUUCUUCACGUCGGAUUGUUCGGACGUUUGUUUUGUGAAAUUUAAACAGAAACAGUUAAUUCCAUUCGAAGGCUUGUUAUGGCUUCUUGAAAGUUAGCAAAAUUGCCUCAUAGGUAUAAAGGUAGUACAGGUAUCUUUGCUUACAUCAGAAUUUAUGUCCUAAGACUUUCUCGUUAUGAAGAAUACCGCAGUGACAUCGCCGCCGGCUUCCAGCCAUCGACGAUCCAGUCCCAAAGCACAAAACUUGUGGGCGAAUACCACCCGUUUCAGAGUGAUCUAUUUUUCGGUUAAAUGGACAAGUGUUUAUCAAGAACCUAAGGACGUUUUCGAAAUUAGGAAUGUAAUAUCGGACCUUAACAUAUUGGUGCGCAUUUCAGACUAAUAAUUUUUUCCAAAUUACCGACAUGCUUGACGGUGCAGAUGAGUGGCUAUUGGGUUUGCUGCAAAAGUAUCUGAAAGAGAUGAACCAACUGAUCCUGUCAGCAUAGUUUUUGAUGUCAGUUUCCUUAGCUUUUCUCCUCUAAGCAAAAUUUAUCAGGACAAAGAGCCCAUCAGAAAAUUUAAUUGUGGGCAUCCAGUCAUUGCCCGGGCUAGGGAGCUAACAUGGCGCCGAAAGGUUGGAUAAAGAACGAAACGUAAGCCGACUGCACAAGCAGAAACACAUUCAUCAUCUUUCCCCGAUGUCUGAUGUUUCGUCUGUUUUGAUUGCACAACGUGUGGCAACAACCGAUAAACAAAAGUUUCGCCCUCCGUGCUCAGGCCACGCGCUGGUCCACAGUCUUUGCGCUCUGUUUGCGCCAUUUACCGUCUCAGACGUGUUUGAGCAGGCAAUUAUUUGUGUAUGUGCAGACUGCAUGCCCACUACUGUAGGGUCGAUUUAGCAAAGAGCAUGCUGCUGAAGGCGUGUAAACAGGGGUUGGCUAGCUGUUUGUAACUGGUAGGGGGCGCUCACCGAUCGUUCAUACGGAACUCACUCGUUCCGUUGUGCCUUAAGGGCUCUCUCUCGAGCCCAACCAGCAGCCGCACAGCGGCGCAUGAUAUAUAGGCAGAAUGGUAUUACCGACAAAGACAAGGGAGACUGGAAUGACCAUUUCUGGCUUAUUUGCCGUCAUCAGCCAGCCAUACUCAAGCCCGAAAUGGCAUAUUCGUCAACGAAAGUGUUGCCAUUUAAGGUUCGUACUGAAUGGUUUACUAGUUACGCAGAGCACAGGUGCACGCUAAAGGCUCACGCACAUGUGCCACUGCACGACAGAACUCAUCAGUGUGUCUCCCAGCGUUCCUCUUGCGCUUUCUGGUAUAUACUUCAAGUUUUCACAAUUGGUCUUUCAGUUUCCCCGAGAAGCACACAAGGAAUGCGAGGAGGCCCAAUGAACCCCUCAAAGGUGCGUUUUACAGUGGCACUAAAUAGACGAAAUAUGUGUCUGGGCUUUUAGUUAGUACCUGUACUCUAAGUAUGUGUAUGCUGCCGAUAUGCGUACACAACUGACCGGCUGUUGGAAGCUUGCAGGUAGUCCGCAGUUAUUCUGCAGUACCUGCUGGAUUUCAGUUCAUAUAUCUGCAUUACCUUUGGGAACAAAUCCAGGAAGGUUCUCCUCUGAAGGUUUUACUCCACGAUCGCGCAUUAAUUACUGAGGUAUCUAAAAAUGACCGUUUUUAAGACCCAUUGCGGCUUCUUUUGUCUGAAACAGGGUUUUCUUACGAUCAAACCCAUUUAUUCAACCUGCCCAGUUCCCUUCAUACAAACGACAGACGUAAAUAUUGAGACAUCACCUCGCGCACAGUUUGUAACCGUACUUCUUCAUGUCCGCCAGCUUCAUUAAGCCAAAUAUAGUACUCUAAUUCAAAAAACUCUCGGGGAGACGCAGUUUAUUUUAUUUUGUUUAGCCUUCCAAUCCAGUGAAUCAAAGUUAAGACUACACGCUGCAAACACGACGGGUGGUGUUCAAGCAAAUUCUAAUCCAGCGUACAACUUUCAUGCCGUGUUCUGUCAUCAUGGGAACAUUAGGGGCUUUGGUGACAAAUUUGGAAAAGUUACAUGAUAUUUUAUAAUUGAUAAGUUGGACCCCUCGCAGCUGUGUCAUGCUGCGAUGCACUAUCGGUGGGACCUUGGGCUAGGCAUUCAGCUAGUAGUUCUCCCGUCAGGAACACUAUAUUAUGCAACCUAUAUAUAUACUACUGGUUCCCUGUCGGCAGUUUAUGAAUACAAAGCGGUUAUUCGGCUUUAGUCGAUGGACUUCGGCCCAAAUGUUCAUAUCAAAUUUCAGUCUGAGCCCAUAGGUCUCAAACAGACUGCUCUAUCACAGGUUGCAGAUUUAGUCCCGUGAACAUUACAGAACUGCAAUUUAACGAAGUGCAGACACUGGGAUUGAUGAGGUAGUCGUCAAAGCCAUCAGGUUCAGCCGACCAAAAUUUUGGCCAUAUAAAAGUGAGGGAUCCCCAAACUUUAAAAAUUUAACGACUGUGGACUUUGGACGUAUCAGGUGAUACAGAUUGCCUAAACCGGGAACUCAGAUCCGGCUCGGAGACAUCAUGCGUUGAUGACGUACAUAGUGAUCGAUGCACGCCAAUAGACACUUUAUAAAUGUAUUCUCAGGACAGCAGACUCGUUUGUUCGCGACAAGCACCUUAUUCUGCUGAUGCUGGGGAUUCCGCUUCAGUCGUUCCUUGUUGUCUCCGCUGAUUUCUAUCACUGGUGUUGGGUUCGAGUUGGAAUUCGAAAAUUCGGACGAAGGAGUUUCUGGUUCCAGCGAUUCUUAUCGUUACUGGUGGUGAUUUGGUUGGAUCUUAUUUCGUAGCCGCACCUGCAGUAGAUAAGCCCCAGCCGCUCGUCCUACGAGAUCGUCCCUAACCUUAACCCCUAACCCAUAACACUAAUCUCUGACCCCUAACCCCCAGUCCCUAACCCUUAGCAGGUGCGGAUACGAAAUAGGAUAUUACCGGUGAUUUCAGCUGAUUUGAUAUCACUGAAUCAGAAAUUAUACAGUAAAAUGUAUAUUUUCUAUCUCAAAGUUCGCAGUAUCCAGAUAAAUCUUCUGGGGGUGGGGGGGGGGAUAAAGAGGCGGACACCUUUAUAAGAUGGCACCAUUUGUAAGCUGAUAGAAUAAACGACACCUAUUGAUUCAGUUGAUAUAAGAAAUUGGACACAGCGGCUGAUAGUGAUAAAGCAGCCGGUCACUGCUUGCCACUCACGACUCUGUCCCCGCAAGGCACACUUUCCAAAUGGGGGUAGGGCUGGAAAUCUUCUUGGGGAUGCACUGUAUUGAAGCCGCCGGACUACCCGCACUGCCUUCGAAGUCGUGAGUUUGACUAUCCCCGCCAAUGACCAGAGUGUCCUUUGACCAGGUAGCUCCAUAGAUCGCCUGGGCCAACGGACUGGAAGUCGUACCCACGCCUGUUCCGCUAAUGGCAUCUGUGGGUGAGUCGCUCAUGCCCGUUGACCGUUUUUGUUGUUGCCGUCUUUGUCGUCGUCGCGGCGGCGGCGGCGGCGGCGGCGGCGGCGGCGGCGGCGGCGGCGGCGGCGGCGGCGGCGGCGGCGGCGGCGGCGGCGGCGGCGGAGACAGCGAUACUUGA